Messenger RNA from Rotaria sp. Silwood1, 333 nucleotides. NCBI's taxonomy places the organism in Eukaryota, Metazoa, Rotifera, Eurotatoria, Philodinida, Philodinidae. The record is from the annotation of a GenBank genome assembly.
AUGGAACUUGACGAGGCAUCCACAGCCGACGGCCAUUAUGAUCGAAUUAAGGCUAUUUGUGGACAAAUCAGGCUCGCUAUCGAUAAAUCGGAUCGUCAUUUACUAAAAAAUGUAACCGAUCCUCAGGGCCAACAAUUACCUACAGAAGGAACGAAAAUGAAUGAACGUCAUACAUUUGACAGCGUACAUCCACAAUCAACAUCUCAUCUCAUAAUUAAACGUUCCAUUCCAGUAGUACCAGUUCUGACAGGUCCUCAAAUACCUCGCCGCGAACGAGAAGAAACACAUGAACGUUAUUGUCGCGCGUUGUUAACAUUAUUCAUGCCAUGGUGA